UAAUAAGCGAUCAUUGUAAUCAUGUCAUAAUAAUUUACUUAAUUAGUAAUGUGUACAAACAGGUGUAAGAUAAGGUGUGAACCAGAAAGAAACCUUACUUCUGCCACAGUGUUAAUAAGUGUCCUUAGAAAAACCCAAUCAUUCCUUUUGUCUAGGGGAAUUGUGCUUGGCCAUUUUACCUUUUUUUGCCCAGUCUUAUUUCUGUCCAAAAAUGGAUGUUAGCAGAUGGACACAAGGGCUUUGCCUCCUCUCUGCCUGAAACAGGUAUUAGGACCUGUCAUGAAGGUACCAGAAUGAGAGUGGGCACAAAGUUUUCUUCUUGGACUACACGGGGUCUGUUUCUCAGUUACAUGAUCAGUAGCUGCCAGGUACAUAUUUUCAGUUGUGGUGCAUCAUAAGCCAAGUACUGUAUAGGUCAGUCAAAUUAAGGUUUGUGAGAUGGGUGUAUCCUUGUCCAGGGUGGGCACUAGAUCACUGAUAGGUGGAUUAAGUAGUUUAGACUGGAAAGGUAGAUGACAUCAGGUGCCAGUGUUUCAGUUUUAUUCCCUUCUAGAUCUCUUUUCUAAUAUGCUAUCCUGGGUACAGUCUGGCCUUUUAAUUUGUUUUUCCUUUUUGCUCCACUUCUUUUGGUGAAUAUUGUACUUGGGUUAAUGUCUGAUGGAAAUCCUUGAGUUGCAAGUCUCUGUUUGCUGGGUCUAAAUAGAAGUAGUUGCAUCAUAGAACUUGUAUUAUGUGUACUUUGAGUGGAAGCUUCCAUAUGUGUGUAUAUGUAUAUAUAUCAUUCAUUAGAUUCUGGAUAUGAUUUGGUGCUUUUCAUAAAUCCAGUCUAUAGCUGUGUAGUAGUUGUGUGUCCAGAAUGUGAAUAAGUUGUGUGGAAUAAAUUCUGGUUGAGGGUGGGAUGAUACUAAAUGAAAUCCACGUGGAAUUUCAGUAGGACUUCCUAUCCAUGAAUCUAGACCAGACCUGCACAACUUGGCAGUAGGUAGGGGCCAAAAUUAAGAUAGGUUGAACUUCUUUGGGUUGAACAGUAAUGAUGUAUUUUUAUAUUGUUCUUCUGUCAAAGUCAUUUCUCAGUAUUUACUUUUUUCCUUGCUAGUGAGGGAGAAGAAUGAGUUAUGCAGAAAAACCCGAUGAAAUUACAAAAGACGAGUGGAUGGAAAAACUCAAUAAUUUACACAUCCAGAGAGCUGACAUGAACCGCUUGAUUAUGAACUAUCUUGUUACAGAAGGUUUUAAAGAAGCAGCAGAAAAGUUUCGAAUGGAAUCUGGAAUUGAGCCCAGUGUCGAUUUAGAAACCUUGGAUGAAAGAAUAAAAAUUCGAGAGAUGAUUCUUAAAGGCCAGAUUCAGGAAGCAAUUGCAUUGAUCAAUAGCCUCCACCCAGAAUUGUUAGACACAAAUCGGUACCUUUACUUCCAUUUACAGCAACAACAUUUAAUUGAGUUGAUUCGGCAGCGUGAAACAGAAGCUGCACUGGAAUUUGCUCAGACGCAGCUAGCAGAACAAGGAGAGGAGAGCCGGGAAUGCCUGACAGAAAUGGAGCGCACUCUUGCACUCCUUGCUUUUGAUAACCCCGAGGAAUCACCUUUUGGAGACCUGCUUAACAUGAUGCAGAGACAGAAAGUAUGGAGUGAAGUUAACCAAGCUGUUCUAGACUAUGAAAAUCGCGAGUCAACACCCAAGUUGGCUAAAUUAUUGAAAUUACUACUGUGGGCUCAGAAUGAGCUGGACCAGAAGAAAGUAAAAUACCCAAAAAUGACAGACCUCAGCAAGGGGACAAUUGAGGAACCCAAGUAAAAUGUGCAGGUGGACACUAAACCUCAGAACUGCACAGUUGUACACACUUUUAAUCAGUCUGUGACUGAAAUAUUUUUACUACAGUUCAGGACUUUGCAAUUUGGUUGUGUGUUCUUUUUUCUUUUCUUUCUUGGAAAGCAUACUUAAAGGGAGAUGGGUCCCUUUUUAAAUGCAGCAAUUUGGCAUUGAAAAGCAUUGUAUAUCACUUUGACCAUCUGACUUUGGCUAUGCACUGUCAUACAUUUUAGCAAAAGACCUCUUUUUUUAAAUACUGUGCUGCAGGUUUAUAAUGUCUGGCUGCUAAAACAUUUUGGUGGUCAGUGAAUUAACAUUGAAGCUCUUGGCAAGUUAAACGUAACCUGUCUCUCACUUGAACAUUGACUAUUUUCUGUGUUAAUUUAUAGCCAAACAUGCAUUCCCUAUUUAUAAACUAGCAAUUGGUUGAAGUGAUCAUUUUGUAAACCUCAUGGCAAUGUUUUUUUUCUGCAUAGAAUAUAGCAUAGAAAGCUUGUAAGCUGUAAUUGAAGAUAUUUUCCCUUGCUUUUCACACCUUGGUGACUUAUUUAUAUGGGGCUGAAUGUUAUAUUCAUGAUGGGCCUAGUUCUUUCACAGAUAUUGCUGACAAUAAAGGCAUUUCCUUUUGUAAUUUUCCAGAGUGACCAAAAUAGUUGAAAUGAGACAUGAAAUCACUUUGUAGUUAGGUUUUCUUUCAUCUGGGUUUUAUUCCCCCCCCCCCUCUCUAUUUUUGAAUACUGGCUUCAGUAAUAUUACUGCUUGAAGUGACAGCUACAGCCUUAAACUCAACAGUAUAUGUGUGGGUGGUAUAAAGGACACAGACCGUACUAUUGUGGGCUAGAGCCAUCUCUACCAGAAGAAAAUACCUGUCUUGAAGCAGAUACACUGGAAAGCUUACAUGUGUUGGGCCUAUAAUUUAUGAUGGCGCCAUUUUGGCAGUUUCUUAUCUUGGAUAAAUAGGACUCUGGUUUCUACAAAUCUUCCUUGUUGGAUUCCCAUAUUGAUCAUGGGGUGUUGUAAUUACCCUGAUGUGUUAGGGUUUAUUUCUACCCAAGUUAAAGGCCCUGUAAUUCCAUGAGGUUAUGUUUGUUAAAUUGCUACAUUGCAGUCUUCUUCUAGGGUAUAGGAUGGUACAUAGUGUAUAUGAAUGUCAUAAAAGUAUCAGUCACUUGUCCAGUUGAUAGUAUUAAGCACUCUCCAUGCUAGCUUCAAGAGUGUCAUGCUAAACACCCAUUCAGUUAAGGUGUAUGCAGAGCUACUGAGGCAACUAAUGAGCGCAGUAGCAAAGCUGUAUGUAAUGUUAUAAUUGACUGCCAGCUGUGCAAGCAAUUGCACACCUCCCUUAUGUAAAAGUACUUCUCUGCUGAUUUGCAGAGCCAAUAGAAUAUCACAAUGGAUACUUCAGUGAUAAACUAAACUUGUUGAACAGAUGGUAGACCUAAAGAAUAACAGUAUUUGACUUCUGGCAAGGUUUGUUUUUGCCUCUGUGACUGAGAUUUGGGAGUAAUCUUUGGACACAGUUCAGCAGGAAAGUCUUUCAAGUAAGCCACAUAAAGCAAAUGGAUGUUACUUGAGAGGAAUUUCUGGGUGAUUGUGCUCAUUCCCAUCAAUAACUGCUGUGAAUAUUGAUUGUGCUGUAUGUGGUUUGAUUUUCUGGGCAAGAUGGUAUGUGACCUAUUGGAAUACACUUGUUCAAAGACAAGCUGACUUGCUGGAUGUUCACCUUUCUACAGUCUACCUGCAGAUAGCUCUGACACCUCAAGGUUUUGAAUUGCUGCAGAAGUGACCACAUGAGGGUGAUCAUCACUAUUUUUGUGUCAUGAGUUAGCUUUAGUUCCUGUUUCCAAACAAUUCAGCUGUUUUAACUGACUGAUUUUUUGUUUUGUUUUAUGGACAAAGUGAAGCAGUGAAAGUGAAAUGGGUCUAAGCCCUUCUUCAAAUAUGACCAGUUUUUCUUCCCAUUAUUGACUGCUGAAUGCAGUCUGAAGCUUUUGAAAAAGUGUGAAGCUUCUUCAGCUUUCAGUGUGAAGUUGGUCAUUUGUGUAACAAAUGGGAUUUUUUUCUACACCAAAAAUACUGCACUGCAGCCCUGCUUAACAAGUUUACUAAGUGUUUGAAGCACUGUGCUUAUUCCAUGAGUUCAUAGAUGACUGGAACUUUCUUUAGCUUGCUUAAUUCAUUAAUUUAAGAGCCAAAUAUGUGAUUUAAAUAUAAACCUUUAGAUUUACUUCAUUUAGGUUUGUUAAAACAUCACACACUGAAGCAGCUUUAAUCUGUAAAGUUUUUAGGGUAACUUGAGAGAAAAUAUUUAAAAUGGUAUGAAAGAAAGCUAUGCAUUUUACAGAAAGCUCAAGGGUGUAGUCCCAGUGGUACUUUUAGGAAUCUUUAUAUUCACAUGUAUAUAAAAUAGUUUGCAUAUACAAAAUAUAAUAUAAUCAAUAUGAAUUAUUCUCAGAAAAGAGAGGCUGUGAAGCAUAACUUAUGAAAAUAUUGUACACAGAAAGUGCAGCCCUCACAGCAUAAGUGAAUUUGUCAUAUGCAUGAGAAAUGUCUUAUUUGGUGGCUAUGGAUGAACGGUUGCAGUUUUGUUAGCUCCAUAAUGUUAGAUUGCCACUCUAAACUGCUUAGCAUUAAAUACCACUUUGAUCAAUA
This is a messenger RNA of Sceloporus undulatus (fence lizard), 4462 nucleotides long. RefSeq names its product GID complex subunit 8 homolog (gene GID8). Gene Ontology annotation, biological process: proteasome-mediated ubiquitin-dependent protein catabolic process; positive regulation of canonical Wnt signaling pathway. Lineage: Eukaryota; Metazoa; Chordata; Lepidosauria; Squamata; Phrynosomatidae. Gene Ontology annotation, molecular function: protein binding. The record is from RefSeq and is a predicted model, not a curated record. The transcript has 4 exons. Bases 1109 to 1795 code for a protein of 228 amino acids. Gene Ontology annotation, cellular component: cytoplasm; nucleus.